This is a messenger RNA of Strongylus vulgaris, 1266 nucleotides long. The record is from the annotation of a GenBank genome assembly. NCBI's taxonomy places the organism in Eukaryota, Metazoa, Nematoda, Chromadorea, Rhabditida, Strongylidae.
AUGGAGAAAAAUCGCAAAACUGGACCAUGGGCCAGAGAAAAUCAGAUUAUUUUCGAAAUUACUCAAGAUGGUGGUCUUGCCGAAGAGCAACUGGAUCGAAUUCCACGUCAACUGUUUGUACGACGCUUCGAUCUAUUCUGUUUCUGCUUUGCAAUGAUUACUUACUGUUUUGAUAUAAUUAGUGAUAUCGUCACAGCACUAUUCCACUAUUACGAUGAUCGGGCAGUCGCUUGCUUGUUCAUCUUGCUACUUUCCAUCGUUCCGUCUAUAGUUUUAAAUGCUGUAUCUUUUGCUUGGAUAUGUGAUGAUAAUCAAAAUAAGGCUAAGAUAGCCAAAGCCCAAGGAAAUCAGGCCAUCGCUGAAAACGGCAGGGAAUCCUACCUCUACCAUGCACUUAUGUGCAUUUUACAGGUUGGGCCCUUGUGGUGGUACUACAAAGCGUUGAUCCAUGGAAUUCACUUUCGCAUGGAGUCUGAUCCGGGCAAAAGGCGGAAACACUUCUGUCGAAUGAUCGAAGCCGAACGGGAUGCUACACUGUUGCGAUUUUUUGAGGGAUUCCUUGAAUCAGCUCCUCAACUAAUAAUUCAAGGAAAUAUACUUUCUGAGUACCUGUGGUGGCAUUUCAAUGAGACUAAUAGCAUAUUCGCGCUUCCACGAUGGGUCUAUGUCCAACUAAUAUCCAUGAUGUUAUCUCUAUUGAGCGUUUGCUGGUCCAUAUCCAUACAACAUCGAAGUUUACGUAUGGUUAGACCUGACAAAGUCAACAUGCACCCUCAUGAAAGCGUUAUGCAGUAUUAUCGGUGUCCUCCUACGAAUUUAGAGUUAUACCACCGCUUUUUCUGCAUUUUCUCAUUUCAAUGGUGCAUAUCAAAGCUUUACAGAUACUCAUGUGAAAACCUGUGUAUAGAUUUCGACUUUGUUUUGAAAAGAAAAGCCCUAAAUAUAUCCUCGCGAGGUUUAGAGGAAGGGCUGACAUUCAUCAAUGCUGCUAUACAUAUUUUCACACCAUUCAAUAUGGCUGAUGGUCCAACACGAUGGCGUUAUGCGACGGCGUAUGCAAUUGAGGCUACAGAGGCUUCUGUGAGAUUUUCCUACUACUUUCAUGAAUCGUUUAAAGGAGUAGAACCUUAUUUUGUCGUAAUUUUCUUUUCUAUCUGGAUGAAGGACAACUCGAUUCAGUUCCCAUAUAAAGUACAAGCUGCAGUAUUAUGUGGCAUUCUAUUUGUGACAGGUGCGUUGUUGGGGAAGCUAAAUGUCAAAAGAUAG